UCAUCACAACUUUCUUUUGGAGGGAUCGGUUUUGGGGGUAUACAUCCACGCACUGAUCAGUUUCUUCGGGGCUUCAUACGUUCGACAGAAAGAGAGAAAAAAAAGAGGAUCGAUUUGAAGGGUUCUAGCAUCAAAACAAUCUUUGAUUUUUUAUUUGUUUGUUUUAGAUCGUUGUGUGAAAUUGUUAAUUGAAUCCGUAUUGGAGCGCAUAAUUUCUGAAAAUAAACUCGAUCUCAAAAGGAGCUACCUAAUUAGGGGAUUUACCGAGGCAAUCGAUUCCGUCGGUUGAAUUCGUUUCAGGAAAAAAAAACUAGGGUUUAGUUGGCUGUAACGAUGUCGGUAACGGCGGGUGUUAGUGAUACUGUCAUAGCGGUUAGGGAUAAGCUUCGAGGCAAAAUCGGGCAAACAAAAGUGAAGAGGUAUUGGCCUGGAAAAGCUCCUGAGUGGGCAGAUGAUGGCGAUGAAGAAGGUGAUAUGCGGAUGGCAAGGUCAGUUGCUUUGGAGAAGGCUUUUCCUAGCAGGGAAGAUUCCAAUAUCAUGAAAAGAGAUGAUCGAAGGCUGCGUCGUUUGGCAGAGAAUAGAUUCGAUAAUAAGGAAGAAAUAAGAGCAGAUCAUAGAAGAAUCAGACAAGCUGAGAUCAUUUCAACAGAGGAAGAAGAACAGAGGAGACAAGAAAGGAUAGAAUUUGAAGAAGAUGAUGAAGAUGCUCUUGAUGAACGAAGGAGACGAAUCAGGGAAAAGCUGCUUCAGAGGGAACAAGAGGAAGCUGCCAUGAUUCCUGAAGAAGAAGAAGAGGAGGAAGAGGAAGAAGAAGAGGAGUCAUCUGAAUACGAAACAGAUUCAGAAGAAGAGCAAAUGGGUAUGGCUAUGGUGAAGCCCGUGUUUGUUCCCAAAUCAGAACGCGACACCAUUGCUGAACGUGAAAAGAUCGAAGCAGAAGAACAAGCAAUUGAAGAGUUAAUGAAGAGAAGAGCAGAAGAAAGAAAAAUCGAAACAAAACAGAUAGUUGUGGAAGAAAUCCGUAAAGACCUACAAAUCCAGAAGAACCUCGAAGCAGAAGCCAACAUUGCUGACAUAGAAACAGACGAUGAGUUAAACGAAGCUGAAGAAUAUGAAGCAUGGAAGGCUCGUGAGUAUGCAAGAAUCAAAAGAGAUAGAGAAGAUAGAGAUGCAAUGUCAAAGGAAAGAGAAGAGAUUGAAAGAGUUAGGAAUAUGACUGAAGAAGAAAGAAGAGAAUGGGAGAGAAAGAACCCGAAACCUGCAUCUGCACCUAAACAGAAAUGGAGAUUCAUGCAGAAAUAUUAUCAUAAAGGUGCUUUCUUCCAGGAUGAUCCAGAUGACACUGCUGCAACAGUUGGUGCUGAUGGAAUAUUCCACCGUGAUUUUAGUGCUCCAACUGGAGAGGAUAAGAUGGAUAAGACUAUUUUGCCCAAAGUUAUGCAAGUCAAGCAUUUUGGUCGAAGUGGAAGAACAAAAUGGACUCAUCUUGUUAAUGAAGAUACAACUGACUGGAAUAAUCCGUGGACAUACAAUGAUACACUUAGAGCUAAAUACAACACAAAAAUGGCUGGUAUGAAUGCUCCUAUUGCUAAACCUAAAGGAAAAAAGAUCAAGGAUUGGGAAUCUCGUUGAAGUUUAAUGGAAUAUUUGCAGCUCCAGAUGUGAGAUCACAAGAUUACUGGUUAUGCUCUUCUUUCAUUUUACAUAACUAGAUGUGGUGUUGAAUCAUUGCUUCAGGUAAUUUUUCAUAAGUGGAAAAUUAAAAUAGUUGAUUUUGUUUAUAGAUGGUUUAAUUGUCUGUAAUGAAUGUGUUUAGCUUGGAAAUGGGAAGGCGUAGGGGCAUUAUGCCAUGAAGUUUGUGAUUGACAGUCUAUCAUUUGAAUUAUGUGAUUUUUUGUUUGUAAUUAUAGUCUUAUCAUUUGAAUUAUGUGAUUCUUUCUAAUUUAUUUGAUUAUAAAAGGACGAUGUGAAAAGAAUAGGAAAUUUGAUGAAAAUGAUGGCUGUGGUUUAUACUUCAGAGCUUUUGUAUUUAGUUGUUUCA
Molecule: messenger RNA, 2041 nt
Organism: Lactuca sativa (garden lettuce)
Lineage: Eukaryota; Viridiplantae; Streptophyta; Magnoliopsida; Asterales; Asteraceae
Source: RefSeq, a predicted model, not a curated record